AUGCAGGACCUCCGUAGCUCUCCUUACGCCAUCCUCCAGCAGGAGUGUGUCUCGGUACUUGAUCCUCACCUUAGUUUUGACAUGGACUUGUUGGCAGCCACCCUGGGGGGGUCCCCCAACACUCUCUGCUAUGACGGCGAGGGAGGAACCUUCUGCAAAGACUCUGGCCACGCUGCGUCAGGGAUGGCGGCGGUGUCGGGCCUGGGAGAGGACGGGGUCACAGGUCACCUGGGAGAGGACUGGGUCACAGGUCACCUGGGAGAGGACGGGGUCACAGGUCACCUGGGAGAGGACGGGGUCACAGGUCACCUGGGAGAGGACUGGGUCACAGGUCACCUGGGAGAGGACGGGGUCACAGGUCACCUGGGAGAGGACUGGGUCACAGGUCACCUGGGAGAGCAGCCACAGGUCACCUGGGAGAGGACCAGGUCAGGGACGACAGGUCACCUGGCAGCAGCCUGGCCAGAGGACGACUACCUGAGUUUGGGGACGACUGAUCCCAGCCUGGUGCUGAGAACACAGGACAUGGAGCAGUCCUGGCUGGAUGACCACCUCAUGUUGCUCUCCCAAGACCAGUUGCUUAACCCGGAAACAUCUCAGUUAUAUGAGAACCACGAGGAGCUGCCACAGAACCACUCCUUUAACCCGGAUUAUACAUCUGUAAUCUUACAGGACCCCACACGCCCCUCAUCUCCUUCGUUUCGGAAUCUUUCAGGUUGGUCAACUUCUUCCAAUGUGUAUUUUUCCGAUGAAAUGUCGGAAGUAGAUCAGGACAUCUAUACCUCAUCAGAUACACCGACAAAUACAUCAGAAGGAAGACCCAACUGUUCCUCGGCACACACCUUCAGUACCUUAGCCAACCCCUCAGGACGCCUCACUACUUUAGUCAGUCUUUCAGGGCACGCCCCCAGUGCCUUGGCCACCCCUUCAAGGCACGCCCCCAGUGCCUUGGCCACCCCUUCAAGGCACGCCCCCAGUGCCUUGACCACCCCUUCAGGGCACGCCCCCAGUGCCUUGGCCACCCCUUCAAGGCACGCCCCCAGUGCCUUGGCCACCCCUUCAAGGCACGCCCCCAGUGCCUUGGCCACCCCUUCAGGGCACGCCCUCAGUGCCUUGGCCACCCCUUCAAGGCACGCCCCCAGUGCCUUGACCACCCCUUCAGGGCACGCCCCCAGUGCCUUGGCCACCCCUUCAGGACACGCCCUCAGUGCCUUGGCCACCCCUUCAGGACACUCUCCCAACGCCUUGAUCAACCCCUUGUCCACCUCCAGAAAAGGUUACCAUCAUCGGAACACCAGAAAAUAUCUAAAAGAUCCAAAUGAAAAGAAACUACGUUCACAAAAGCUAAACAACGAAUCAUCGAAGCUGCAUCGUAACAAGAAAAAGGAAAAUAUCAAGAAAACAGAAAUACUGGAGCAACAACUACAGCAGGACCAGAAGCAGCUGACACUCGAAUGUCAACAGUUGGAGGACCACCUUCACUGGUGCCGAGAAAUGUACAAGGAACACAUCAGUAAAGUCUUCCCUCUCACAUAGUUGUAGUAAAGUGUUCUGCACAUAACAGCACCAAGUUAACCGGCUAUAAGUCACGGUCGUGGACCACUUUAGUGUCACCUUGAUGUAUUUAAACUAAUUUAUUCAACAUAACUUACCAUCAGUAAUAUAUAAUAAUUACAUCUUGUUUCUAGUGUAAUACAGAGUAGCCAUAAAGUAUGACCUGAUACAUUAUACACAUUAUAAAACAAAAGUAUCAUACACGACGAACAUACAGAGCCGUAAUGAAACUAUAGUGUCCUUGCCUAUACUGUUUUUGUUGUUCAGUAUAUUAAAACCAAUGUACUCCACCUGUGAUAUAUUGUUUAUAUAUUAUUGUAUUAUUCAUGUAACUUAUAAUAAAUGAUUACGAUAA
Homarus americanus (American lobster) is the source of this 1909-nucleotide messenger RNA. RefSeq lists its product as uncharacterized. The transcript has 2 exons. The coding region runs from base 1 to 1536 and encodes 511 amino acids. NCBI's taxonomy places the organism in Eukaryota, Metazoa, Arthropoda, Malacostraca, Decapoda, Nephropidae. The record is from RefSeq and is a predicted model, not a curated record.